CAGGAAGUGGUUAAACAAUGACAAGUUAUUUGGAAUGAAAACUGAACAUUAUACAAAACCGCUUACAUUGCUGCUUAGCCUAAUACAUCAGCAGCCUAGUACAUCAGCAUGUUAGGAUACCAGCUAAGAGGCUGCGAAUGAACGUCUUUAAUUAAUAUGGAUUGGUUUUAUUGCCAACGGGUUUGCACUGUGCAGGAUUUGGAGAUGGAAGUGACCGCCAUCUUGAAGUUUUCUAACAACAGAUUCGGAACUAUUGUGCUAUCGACGUCAGUGCUUCUGCCCAACGAAGCCCACGUUUCUGGCACCAAAGGCACCAUCACGCUGGGGUCGCCGUUCCAUGCACCGACGCGCCUCACGUCGCCCUCCGGUAACUUCGACUGCCCCCUCGAUCCUUCAGAGCGUAAAUACGAGUUCGGCAACAGCCAGUUCCUCAAGUAUGAAGCCCAACACGUCGCUUCUUGCCUCGAGAAAAGUGAGUCAGUUGCGACAUACGAGUUCGGCAACAGCCAGUUCCUCAAGUAUGAAGCCCAACACGUCGCUUCUUGCCUCGAGAGAAGUGAAUCAGUUGCGACAUAACAUCUAGUGUUUAGUGAACUAGUGUCAGUAGUGUGAUCUAGUGUUUACUAGUGAAGAGUCAAUGUUAGAUGACCUUCACCAUGAGGCUCCUUUGGGCAAAAGUCUCCACAAAUAAUUGUUUUUCAGUAUUAAGUGCUAUUCUGAAAAGACGCCUCGGAAGCGUGAGCGUUUGAACUUUGGCAAAUGCGAUUAUGUUAAACUCCGUAAUGCAUUGAGUGCGGCGAAUAUUUCCUAUAAA
Molecule: messenger RNA, 814 nt
Organism: Hyalella azteca
Lineage: Eukaryota; Metazoa; Arthropoda; Malacostraca; Amphipoda; Hyalellidae
Product: trans-1,2-dihydrobenzene-1,2-diol dehydrogenase-like
Exons: 3
Coding region: 157-576 (139 amino acids)
Source: RefSeq, a predicted model, not a curated record